Durusdinium trenchii is the source of this 2550-nucleotide messenger RNA. Lineage: Eukaryota; Dinophyceae; Suessiales; Symbiodiniaceae. The record is from the annotation of a GenBank genome assembly.
GGGCCUUCAUUGCUGUGUGAUCACGAGAGAACCGAUGCCAUGGCUGCACCACAUGCAGCGCACAAUGGGACGACGCCCACAGAAUUCCAGCAGCAGGUGGUCCGGGACCUUCACUGGGUCAUGGCUUCGCCACACUUGCUGCAGGAGAGCCAGAGCUUAUCCAUUUGGCCUGACGAUCGGGGGCGCAAGUUAGCCGAGAGGAGCCGGGAUUGGCUGCUGCAGCUCGAUUCGGACCCAAGUCCUCUACACGAGUGGCUGCUUGCGCAAGAAGAUUUUCACAGGAUAGGCCACUACUUCGCGGCCCUGGUGGAGUUUUGGCUUCGUUGGUGUCCUGUGCUCAAUGCGACCAAGGUGCUCGCGCGCCAGCAGGUCACAGCGGAGGAGCCUGCUCCCGAGAGACCGGGUCAGGAGGACUACACGACGAAUCAGCUGAAGUUUCUGGCACGUUUGGAGGGAGAUGAAGCACUUCAUCUUGAGGCUGCAUUUCACUUCAGCUUAGCUCGAGGACCCCGGGAGGUGGACGUGGUGGCCUCGCGCUUCGCUGGAGGAUUCUUGCACGAGUCCUUAUGCUGGCGCAUCCUGGAAGCCCGAAUCCGGGCACGACUUGCGGCGGAAGCUUCUGUGAAGAAGCAGCUGCAGGAGUGGCUGGGCGCGUCUCCAAGCUUCCAAUUCCUCCUCCGCGGUCGCGUCUUCUUCGAGGCCCGCUCGGUGAUGUCGAUGCGGAGCCUCAAAGACCCGCUGAAAUGCCCUGCCAGUGAGGGUUUGGGCUUACUCAGCUCUUCGCAGCCGGUGGGCUGGUGGACCUGGGAUCCCUCCGAGCUCUUGACUGCUCCUGGUGCUCACGAGUCACGGUGGGUCCCUUUGCUCUACAAACGUUACUGGCUAUCUCCGGUCGUGUGCAUGGAGCAGUCGGAUGGGUCCAUUCGCACCGAAGGGGAUUCAAAGAUCAAUCUGAAGAGCAUCGAGUCCUUCUCAGGUGAGGAGUUCGUGCGCAUCAUCGUGGCACAUCGUCAUCUCAAGGCGCGGAAUCCUGUCCUGGUUUCAGAAGUUCAGAGACAAGCUAAUGGACGUUGGGAGGAGGUGUCCAAAGGCUUUGUCCUCCCACGGAAGUGGAGCAUGGCUCCCGAAAGCGCGACAGCUAUGAGGUCUUCCGACCUGAAGGCUGAAACCUCCAUCACUCGGCUCCAACGCUCCAUGGAGCAAGUGUUGCAGGCUGAAGGCAUUGACGCCUGGUGGUGCCAGGUGGAACGCCUGGAGCUGGCCGCGGAGGAUACGGAGAGGAGAUCAGCAGAGGCACAAGAGCGCAGGGCCUCUGCACUGUGGCAGCCGCCAAAAGCCCGAGAAGCACUGCCCAAAGCAGGGCUUGUGGAAGCCCUGGAAUCGCGCUGGGCCAGCACUAAUGAAGAUGAGCUGUGCGACACCCGCGCAGCGGUGCUUUGCCACUUGGCGGAGACAGCAGACUUGACGCAGACCUUGAUUGACCUCCUGCUCGAGAUUUUCCAGCGAUGCAGGCAGCCAAGAGCCUUGGGGCACGUCGUCUUGGAUGCUGCCCAACGCCUCCUGCGUCGGCGCGACAAGGUGUUUUACGACCGGCCCUUGACGCGAGGAGCUUCAGCUAAGUGGCAGCAGCUGAUUGAAAGGGCUGCCAGCGGCAUGUUUUGUCCCAAAGUCGUGGCGAAGGCCUCCAAGCAACUGGGCAUGGAGGCGGUGGCCACGAAGGGUCGCCAGGAAUCCGUGGCUGAUCUUCUGGCGCGCUUCGAGGACUUCAACUUCCCCGAUCGACCCAUCGAGUCGACCCAUCGCGAGGCCACCUUAACAGGUGCCGUACAGCUUUGCACCUUGCGCUUGCAGCAGUUGCAGCGCCAGCGAGAGGCCCGAAGAUGCCGCGAGGAGACAGAAGACUCAGAAGACCAAGCUGAAACUGGGGGCUGCUGCUUGGGUGGCUUUGCUUGCGACUCCAACUGCUGCCUAGCAGUGUGUCGUUGUGAAGCAAGGUGCUGUUGCCGAUGCCGCUGCGACCUGCUGCUGCGAGUGGAUGAGGUGCAGCCCCUCUUCUUGUGGUGCGCGUCGCACGGCGAGCUGGCGCCAGCCAAAGCCCUUGCGCAGACGGAGCUUUGUGGCGCCAUUGCCCAGAGCUUGGAGGCGGACUUGGCGGCCCUCCUACAGGCCUCCGGCGUUUCCCUGGGCCGGCGGCAGCGGCGGCGCGUGAACGAGCCAAAGGCGGCAGCAGCGGCUCCGACUCCUGCGACUGCGAAGGAGGCCUUCCGAGCGCCUUUACCGCCCUUGGAGCUUUGGCCAGACGUGGAGCUGCAUUGGAUAGAGUGCUUGUCAGGUGUCUCUGAGGAGAUCCUGGCACGGACCCAGCUCGAGGGAGGUGUGAUUGCGCUGGAUGCGGAAUGGAAGCCCUUUCAGUCUGGAGAAGCACCAACGCCGAUGGAGCUGCUUCAACUCGCAGUGCCCAGCAGAUGUUGGCUUCUGGACCUGCGAGCUGUGCAGUGGUCAGCCCUGCAAGCCCUUUUGCGCCAGCUUUGCAGCUUGGAUGCACCCCCU